AUGGAUAAAAAAGAAUUUCGUGUGUUGAUGAAGCAUUGCUUUUCGGCGAAAAAAAUACUGUUGAAGCCAAGGCUUGAUAAACAUUAUUCGGACUCUGCACCAGGAAAACCAACCGUUGAGAAGUGGUUUGCUAAAUUUAAACGAGGUGAAAUGAGCAUCGAAGACGAUGCACGCAGUGGACGACCGAAAGAGGCUGUUACUGACGAAAACAUCAAAAAAGUCCACAAAAUAAUUUUGAAUGAUCGUAGAGUGAAGUUGAUCGACAUAGCUGAGACUCUAAAGAUAUCAAAGGAACGUGUUGGACAUAUUGUGCAUGAAUAUUUGAACAUGCGAAAGCUGUGUGCAAAGUGGGUGCCGCGCGUGCUCACAAUCGAUCAAAAGCAACAACAUUUUGAUGAUUCGGAGCAAUGUUUAGCGAUAUUCAACCGUAAUAAAGACGAAUUUUUCCGUCGAUAUAUUACAAUGGAUGAAACAUGGCUCCAUCAUUACACUCCAGAGUCCAAUCGACAGUCAGCCGAGUGGACUGAACGCGAUGAACCGAAGCCAAAGCGUGGAAAGAAGCAACAGUCGGCUGGCAAGGUUAUGGCAUCAGUAUUCUGGGAUGCGCGUGGUAUUAUAUUCAUUGAUUACCUCGAAAAGGGCCAGACCAUCAACAGCGAGUAUUACAUUGUAACGAGGAGUUUUACCCCCGUUACCAUCGUGUGA
Molecule: messenger RNA, 705 nt
Organism: Harpegnathos saltator (Jerdon's jumping ant)
Lineage: Eukaryota; Metazoa; Arthropoda; Insecta; Hymenoptera; Formicidae
Product: histone-lysine N-methyltransferase SETMAR-like
Exons: 1
Coding region: 1-705 (234 amino acids)
Molecular function (GO): nucleic acid binding
Source: RefSeq, a predicted model, not a curated record